Messenger RNA from Maylandia zebra (zebra mbuna), 4622 nucleotides. Lineage: Eukaryota; Metazoa; Chordata; Actinopteri; Cichliformes; Cichlidae. The record is from RefSeq and is a predicted model, not a curated record.
AUCUCAGCCUCAAGGUCAGCGCUGAAGUGACCAAGCCCACCUACGGGUGCCAGGUGACCAUCCAAUCAGAGCAGGAGAAACAAAUGCUAAAGAUGUAUCGAAGGGAGGAGAAGAAAGAGAGGAAGAGAUUCAAAGGAGGCGAUGAGGGUGACUCUACGGAUGCUCUCCUGACCUUUGACCCCAGAGAGAUGAGAGCCCAGCGAGAGCAGGCCCUGCUGACUGCCCGCCACGAACCUGUGCUGAGCAGAGACAGGGUCUACGAGCGGAUCCGAUAUCCCAACGUCUACGACAACCUCGCAGAGGCCACGAAGACGGCUGCGUUUGUGGGAGGAGCCAGGAUGCUGCUGCCCGAGGGAAUCCGCAGAGAAAACUGUAAGAUGUACGAAGAAGUGGAGAUCCCACCCAAUGAGCCCAUGCCUGUUGGGUUUGAAGAAAAGCCCGUCUACAUCUCUGAAAUAGACGAGAUUGGGCAGCUGGUGUUCAAGGGCAUGAAGCGCCUGAACAGGAUUCAGUCCAUAGUGUUCGAGACGGCCUACAACACCAAUGAGAACCUCCUGAUCUGUGCUCCAACCGGUGCUGGCAAGACCAACAUCGCCAUGCUGACAGUUCUCCAUGAAAUCCGUCAGCACUUGCAGCCCGGUGGCGUCAUUAAGAAAGAUGAAUUCAAGAUCGUAUAUGUGGCUCCCAUGAAAGCCUUGGCGGCUGAGAUGACGAACUACUUUGGUAAGCGGCUGGAGCCACUGGGCAUCACUGUGAAAGAACUCACUGGAGACAUGCAGCUUACCAAAGGAGAGAUCCUUCGAACACAGAUGUUGGUGACGACUCCGGAGAAGUGGGACGUUGUGACCAGGAAGAGUGUUGGCGAUGUGGCUCUGUCACAGAUUGUGCGGCUCCUCAUCUUGGAUGAAGUCCAUCUAUUGCAUGAAGAUCGAGGCCCGGUUCUUGAGAGUCUGGUGGCCCGGACCAUCAGACAGGUGGAGUCCACCCAGAGCAUGAUCAGGAUUCUGGGACUGUCUGCUACCCUGCCUAACUAUCUGGAUGUGGCCACCUUCCUACAUGUCAACCCAUAUAUUGGUCUCUUCUUCUUCGACGGUCGCUUCAGACCAGUGCCUCUGGGACAGACCUUUGUUGGCAUCAAAACCAACAACAAGAUCCAGCAGAUCCAUGACAUGGAGGAGGUUUGUUAUGACAAAGUUCUGGAACAGGUGAAGGCAGGUCACCAGGUGAUGGUGUUUGUCCAUGCUCGUAAUGCCACAGUGAGGACGGCCAUGGGGCUCAUCGAGAUGGCGAAGAACCGUGGAGAGAUUUGUUUCUUUCAACCAGACCAAGGGUCAGACUACGGCCAGUGUGAGAAACAGAUCCAGCGCUCCAGGAACAAGCAGAUGAAAGAAAUGUUUCCUGAAGGUUUUGGCAUCCACCACGCUGGCAUGCUGCGCUCUGACCGCAGCCUGAUGGAGAGCAUGUUCUCCAGAGGCCACCUCAAGGUCCUGGUCUGUACCGCCACCUUGGCCUGGGGAGUGAACCUGCCGGCUCACGCUGUCAUCAUCAAGGGUACCCAAAUUUACGAUGCCAAGCGCGGCGCCGUGGUGGAUCUGGGCAUCCUGGACGUCAUGCAGAUUUUUGGAAGAGCAGGUCGUCCGCAGUUUGAUAAGUAUGGUGAGGGAACCAUCAUCACCACCCACGACAAGCUGAGCCAUUACCUGACCCUGCUCACCCAGCAGAACGCCAUAGAGAGUCGGUUCCUGGACAGCCUGGCCGAUAACCUCAACGCUGAGAUUGCUCUGGGAACGGUCACCAACGUGGAGGAGGCUGUGAAGUGGCUCAGCUACACCUACCUUUAUGUUCGCAUGAGGGCCAACCCGCUGGUGUACGGCAUCAACCACAAAGCCUCUCAGAUGGAUCCAGCUUUGGAGCUGUACAGGAAGGAUCUGGUGGUGGAGUCGGGCAGGAAGCUGGAUAAGGCCAGGAUGAUCCGCUUCGACGAGCGCACCGGCUACUUCGCCUCCACAGACCUGGGCAGGACUGCGAGCCACUUCUACAUCAAAUAUAACACCAUAGAGACGUUCAAUGAGCAUUUCAACCCUCAGGGAACAGAAGCCGACAUCCUCAGCAUCGUCUCCAAAGCUGAGGAGUUUGAACAACUCAAGGUUCGAGAGGAGGAGAUGGAGGAGCUGGAGCAGAUGCUGUGUAGCUACUGUCAGCUUCCAGCUGCAGGAGGUGUGGAGAACGGCUACGGCAAGGUCAACAUCCUGCUGCAGACGUACAUCGGCCGAGGAGAAGUGGACAGCUUCUCGCUCAUCUCGGACCUGUCCUAUGUUGCACAGAACGCCGCUCGGAUCGUGAGGGCCUUGUUUGAGAUCGCUUUGAGGAAGCGCUGGCCGCUUAUGACCCGUCGACUGCUCACCCUGUGCAAGGUGAUCGACAAGCGGCUGUGGGACUCUGCCCACCCCCUCCGGCAGUUCCCCAACCUGAGCCCCGUCGUGCUGAACCGCUUGGAGGAGAAGAAGCUGACUGUGGACAAACUGAAGGAGAUGAGGAAGGAUGACAUUGGUCACAUGCUGCACCACGUCAACAUCGGGUUAACGGUCAAACAGUGUGUCCACCAGAUCCCCUCGAUCUCAAUGGAGGCCACCAUCCAGCCAAUCACACGCACCGUGCUGCGUGUUCGUCUCAUCGUCACGCCUGAUUUUCGCUGGAAUGACCAGGUCCAUGGAUCAGUGGGUGAGCCCUGGUGGUUGUGGGUGGAAGAUGCCAUGAAUGAUCACAUCUACCACUCUGAGUACUUCCUGCUGCAGAAGAAACAGGUGGUGUCAGGAGAGCCUCAGCACAUCGUGUUCACCAUUCCCAUCUUUGAGCCGUUGCCCUCACAGUACUACAUCAGGGCCGUCUCUGACCGAUGGCUCGGUGCUGAAGCUGUCUGCAUUAUCAACUUCCAGGACCUGAUCUUACCAGAGCGACACCCCCCACACACUGAGCUACUAGACCUCCAGCCGUUGCCAGUGACUGCUCUGGGUAACCGAGAGUACGAGAGCCUUUACAAGUUCACUCACUUCAACCCCAUCCAGACCCAAAUCUUCCACACACUGUACCACACCGACACCAACGUGUUGCUGGGAGCGCCGACGGGCUCUGGAAAAACCAUCGCAGCAGAGAUGGCCAUGUUCCGGGUCUUCAACAAGUAUCCGUCCUCCAAGGUCGUGUAUAUUGCCCCUUUGAAGGCCCUGGUGAGGGAGCGCAUUGAGGACUGGAAGGUCAGGAUUGAAGAGAAACUUGGAAAAAACGUGGUGGAGCUGACCGGGGACGUGACUCCAGACAUGAGAGCCAUAGCAAAAGCUGACCUGAUCGUCACCACGCCCGAAAAGUGGGAUGGAGUCAGCAGGAGUUGGCAGAAUCGAAGCUACGUCCAGAAAGUAGCGAUUCUCAUUAUCGAUGAGAUCCACCUGCUGGGUGAGGACAGAGGUCCAGUCCUCGAGGUCAUUGUGUCCAGGACCAACUUCAUCUCAUCUCACACUUCCAAGAGUGUUCGAGUAGUUGGGCUGUCCACGGCUCUGGCCAACGCUCGAGACCUGGCUGACUGGUUGGGCAUCGGACAGGUGGGUUUGUUUAACUUCCGUCCGUCUGUGCGCCCGGUCCCACUUGAAGUUCACAUCCACGGUUUUCCAGGACAGCACUACUGCCCCCGCAUGGCCAGCAUGAACAAGCCCACCUUCCAAGCGAUACGCGCUCACUCUCCAGCCAAGCCUGUGCUCAUUUUUGUGUCAUCACGAAGGCAAACUCGCCUGACCGCCCUGGACCUCAUCGCCUACCUGGCUACAGAGGACAACCCCAAACAGUGGCUGCACCAGGAUGAGAGAGAGAUAGAGGACAUCAUUGGCACAGUUCGAGAUUCCAACCUGAAGCUGACACUGGCCUUUGGGAUCGGCAUGCAUCAUGCAGGCCUCCAUGAGAGAGACAGAAAGACUGUAGAGGAGCUGUUUGUCAACUGUAAGAUUCAGGUUCUGAUUGCUACCAGCACUCUGGCCUGGGGAGUGAACUUCCCCGCUCACCUGGUUGUCGUCAAGGGAACCGAGUACUACGAUGGCAAAUCCAGGCGCUAUGUGGACUACCCCAUCACAGACGUGCUGCAGAUGAUGGGGCGAGCAGGCCGUCCUCAGUUUGAUGACCAGGGCAAAGCAGUGAUCCUUGUCCACGACAUAAAGAAGGAUUUCUACAAGAAGUUUCUGUACGAGCCGUUUCCUGUAGAGUCCAGCCUCCUCGGCGUGCUCUCUGAUCAUCUGAAUGCUGAGAUUGCUGCAGGAACCAUCUCAUCCAAGCAGGACGCCAUGGACUACAUCACCUGGACCUACUUCUUCAGACGGCUGAUGAUGAAUCCCAGUUAUUACAGCCUAGAGGACAUCAGCCACGAGUCUAUUAACAGGUAUCUGUCCAACCUGGUGGAGAGAAGCCUGCGUGACCUCGAGGGCUCCUACUGCAUUGAAAUUAAAGAGGACGAUCAGUCGACGGAGCCUCUUACCUACGGUCGCAUUGCCUCCUAUUACUACCUGAAGCACCAGACCAUCCGCACGUUCAAGGAGCGCCUCAGGGCGGAGCUACCCAUACACGAGCUGCUCUCUGUGCUCACG